CUGUCAACCGAGUAUGCGAGCAGGUGAACGUCAAAGAGUUACGUCGCUGCCCCAUUCGCGUACAUUUUACGCUACUUUGAGGCGGAAAAGUCAAUGAGCUCGUCUCUUAUCUACGCUUAUGUCGUUAGAAGUCUACCUUUGUCAGCAGGUGAGGUCAAAUGCAGAGAAAGGGAACGAAAGAGCUGAGCUGACAGGUGAAGGACCAUAUUAUUGCUAAAAGGGUUACAAAUGGACGAAAACAAAACGGCACUGGUCGAGAGCCUGAUAAUAUGGCUGCAGACCUUCAAUACUCCUGCGCCCUGCGGGACAGUGGAUGAGCUCACCAGUGGAGCAGCAAUGUCGCAGGCCCUGCAUCAGAUAGACCCAGCAUGGUUCAGUGACGGAUGGCUCGGACGCAUCAAAACAGACGUCGAGGGAAACUGGAGACUGAAGAUGAACAACCUAAAGAAGAUUCUUCAGAUGGUGGUUGACUAUUACAACGAGGUGUUAACUCAGGAAAUCUCAGACUUUCCGCUGCCAGAUCUGUCUCGGGUGGCAGAGCAUUCAGACCCUGUGGAGCUGGGGCGUCUGCUGCAGCUCAUACUGGGCUGUGCUGUCAGAUGUGAGCGCAAACAAGAGUACAUUCAGAUCAUCAUGACCUUGGAGGAGUCUGUGCAGCAUGUUGUCAUGACAGCGAUUCAAGAGCUCAUGAGUAAAGAGACCGUGGCCCCGUUUGGAGGAGAGCUGUCGGGGGACUUGGAACAGCAGCUAAAAAAAGCCCUAGAGGACCUUGGGGAACUUCUGGCAGAGAAGGAAGCACUAGGCCAACGCUGCCAAGAGCUGGACAUACAGGUGGCCGUUCUUCAAGAGGAGCGGAACAGCUUAUUGGCUGAGAAUGAUGUCCUAACGGACCGAGCCAAUCAGCUCGACACAUUCGACGAUCCAAGCGUGCCCUCGGGAAGAAAACACAGUCAGCUGCUGCAACAACUCGAGACACUGCAAGAGGAGAACUUCAGGCUGGAGGCUGCUAAGGAUGACUACCGGAUCCACUGUGAGGAGCUGGAGAAGCAGCUGAUUGAGGUUCAGCACCGUAACGAUGAGCUCACCAGUCUGGCAGAGGAAUCACGGGCUCUCAAAGAUGAACUGGAUGUCCUGAGGAGCUGCUCAGACCGGGUGGUGAUCCUUGAGGCCUCAGUGGAAACGUACAAGCGUAAGCUGGAGAACCUGGGUGAUCUCAAGAGGCAGAUGAAGUUGUUGGAGGAGAACAACAUGACCUACAUGCAAAACACUGUCAGUCUGGAGGAAGAGCUGCGCAAAGCCAACGCUGCCCGUGCUCAGCUCGAGUCAUACAAGAGACAGGUGCAGGAGCUUCACAGGAAGUUGUCUGAGGAGUCGAGGCGAGCAGACAACUUGGCUUUUGAGAUGAAAAAGUUGGAGGAGAAGCACGAAACCGUGAUGAAGGAGAAAGAGAGGACCAUCGUUGAGAGAGACUCUCUGAAGGAAAUCAACGAGGAGCUGCGGUGCACACAGGCUCAACAGCACCAGCUUUCCCAAGCAGGGAUUCUUACUUCUGACAGCCCCAGCCAUGAUAACUUGGCAGCUGAGUUAAUACCCAUUGAGUACAGAGAGAAGUUCAUCAGGCUGCAGCAUGAGAACAAGAUGCUGAGAGUUCAGCAGGAGGAAUACGAGCGGGAGAAGAUCGCCGCUCUUCAGGCGCAGCUGGAGGAUGCCCAUAAGACACGCAGUGAACUGGACACUGAGAACAGAUUGAGCCGAGAGCGGAUCAGUGAGCUGCAGCAGCAGGUCGAGGACCUCCAGAAGGCUCUGCAGAGUCAAGCGGCCAAACCUGAUGAUUCAAACCUCAAGCGGAAACUUGACGCGCACAUGGUCCAGCUGAACGAAGCUCAGGACGAAAUCAUGAAGAAGAAAGAGCUGCUGGAGGACCUCCAGCCUGACAACACUCAGAACUCAUUGAAGCAGGAUGAGCUGAUGGCUGCCCUGAAGAAGAAGGAUGAUGACAUGCGGGCCAUGGAAGAGAGGUACAAGAUGUACCUGGAGAAAGCUCGUAAUGUGAUCCGAGCAUUAGACCCUAAGCUGAAUCCUGCCACAGCUGAGAUCCAGGCUCUGAAGAACCAGUUAGCUGAGCGGGACAAGCAGAUCCUCCAACUUGAUCGUCAAUGCGAGCAGGCCAGGCUGAAAGAGUAUGAGGAGAAACUGAUCGUCACUGCUUGGUAUAACAAGAGUCUAAACUUUCAGAAACUGGCCAUUGAAUCUCGACUGGGUGGCUGCACCUCCUCCGUGUUGUCCCCAGGCCAGUCCUUCUUGUCCCAGCAGCGCCAAGUCUCAAACGCCCCGCGCCAGGCGCUUUCCAUCAGCAUGCCUGCCACUACCUCCAAGUAGACUGUGUCAUUCAGCCAAACGUCUCACCUUAUUUUCCUAAGGCUAAAACCUCCCUCCCCUACUCCCUACUACAAGUGAGCACUCAAGUGACCUUAAACACAUCUGCUCUCAGAAUGUAAGGAUAAGCUGAUUGGACUCAAUGAGCACCCUAAAGGUCAGCCAGUAGAGGUUAUAGCAGACAGUCCCACUCUACACUAGUCAACCUUACAUAGAGCAUGAGCCUGUUUUCUCCUCACUGUCCCAACAGUCCCAUUCUUGCCUCUGUUUUUGCUUUGUUAUCUGCACACUUGGCUACUUGCUACAAUCAAUGUAACCUUGGCUCCUUUAUGACAGAAAUAUAAAUGGUUUUAAUCAUAAGUAGAGCCCUGAAUAUUAAUGAAUGUGAUUUUUUUUAUAAAUGGUUACUUGACCGCUAAAGCCUACUAAAUGUAACUUAAGAUUGUUGAUUUAUGUAGUAACUGUUCCAUCAUACUAUGCAGUUAAUGGUGACUGUGAGGGUGUUAAAAAAACAAAACAAAACAAAGGAGCAUGCUUUGAGAAAAUGAUUGCUAUAUUUGGUGCUGGCCACCAACUGCUUUUAAGCAUCCAACAUCACACACUUAAAACAUUUUUACUACAACUGAACAAGCCCAUCAUAUGAAGCUGUGAAAAUCCCGGUUGUCACAUUAUCCAUAAUCAACCUUUUAGGUCUGGUGAUUUGACCUCUCUACUGGCAGCACACUGACUAGCCUUUCUAUUCUCUGAAGAUCUUGAGUCUUAAUUAUUGGUGAGUAAUCAAGAGUGUAAUCAAUGAAGUUGUACAGUUGCAAUGUAAACGUGAUUUAAACACCAGCUUUUGAUCCGAGUGUCAGAACCAGGUUCAACAUUCAUACAGUUUCAUAUAGUACCUGCAUAUUGUAACUUGAGAGUUUUUAUGUUUCGAAUCAUGAAUAUGUUUUCAGCUGUUUUAGUGUUGGCAGAGGGGCACCGUACAGAAGCAGAUAUUGUCUUUCAUAUUGUGGGUUAUUGGUAGUUUGACAAUAUAACAAGCCUUUGACUUCUUUUUCACUUUGUAUUCUGGCAGAAACUUUAAGGAUGUUUUGUUAUCAUGGCUUCACCAUGCGGGACCUAUAGAUGUAUGUCACAGAGCUUUGAUUUUUCUUUUGCAGUGAAUGAGUCGCAUAGAGUUAUGAUUUAAAAGCAUAAAAGUAAGAAGUGUGAUAAAAACGUAGCACAGCCUUGUUUGUGUGCAAAUGAAGAUUGAGAAAGGCAUUAUGAGUUUUCAGGAAUUUAAAAGUCAAACCUUUUCUUGUGAAUAAAUAAAUUGUUUUUCUAAAACUGUA
This is a messenger RNA of Mugil cephalus (flathead mullet), 3701 nucleotides long. RefSeq names its product hook microtubule-tethering protein 1 (gene hook1). Lineage: Eukaryota; Metazoa; Chordata; Actinopteri; Mugiliformes; Mugilidae. Gene Ontology annotation, molecular function: dynein light intermediate chain binding; microtubule binding. The transcript is spliced from 22 exons. The record is from RefSeq and is a predicted model, not a curated record. Gene Ontology annotation, cellular component: cytoplasm; centrosome. Bases 229 to 2379 code for a protein of 716 amino acids. Gene Ontology annotation, biological process: cytoskeleton-dependent intracellular transport; cytoplasmic microtubule organization.